This is a messenger RNA of Notechis scutatus (mainland tiger snake), 957 nucleotides long. RefSeq names its product olfactory receptor 6X1-like. NCBI's taxonomy places the organism in Eukaryota, Metazoa, Chordata, Lepidosauria, Squamata, Elapidae. Gene Ontology annotation, cellular component: membrane. The record is from RefSeq and is a predicted model, not a curated record. Gene Ontology annotation, molecular function: olfactory receptor activity; G protein-coupled receptor activity. Gene Ontology annotation, biological process: G protein-coupled receptor signaling pathway.
AUGAAUUUGACCAAUUGUACAAGAGCGGUAGAAUUUAUCCUGGUCGGAUUGCCAAGUGUAGAUCAAAUGGAAAGUGUGAUGCAUGCAAGCAUCUUUCUGCUCUACCUCCUGUGUCUGAUGGGCAAUGGACUCAUUAUUGGGAUGGUAAUUUUGGACCACCAUCUCCAGAAGCCCAUGUAUUUCUUCCUUAGCAACCUGUCUUGCAUUGACAUUGGACACACCACAGCCUUUAUUCCUAAAUUGCUGGUCAAUUAUGUCUCUGCAAAGAAUUCCAUCUGUUUCUACUGCUGCAUAACACAACUGUACUUUUACUUCCUCUUUGGGGUCACAGAGUUUUUUAUCAUGACUUUGAUAUCCUUGGACAGGUAUAUAGCCAUCUGCUACCCCCUGAGGUAUGGUGCAAUCAUGACUUCUGGGGUCUGCCUUAAACUAGCAACAGGUGCCUGGUUGGGAGGUUUUUUCUCUAUCCUUUAUCAAAUAGUGAUGAUAGCAAACCUACCCUACUGUACGUCAAACAUUAUCAACCAUUUCUACUGUGAUAUAGGACCUGUGCUGAAGAUUGCAGGAGGAGAUAUACAAGUCAUUGAAGUACUUGGUUUUUUAAUUACGGUGGUUGUAAUUAUGUCCUCCCUGCUUUUCACUCUCAUUUCUUACCUCUUCAUCAUCUCCACCAUUCUCCGAAUGUCUUCAUCAACCAAACAGCAGAGGGCCUUUUCUACAUGUGCUUCCCAUUUGGUUGUAGUCUGUAUUUUGUACGGGUCAGUCUUUUUUGUCUAUUUAAGACCUACUGUCAAGAACUCUUCCUUCAGUAGGCUGAAGUCUGUCUCCAUACUGUACACCAUGGUUGCCCCAGUGCUAAAUCCUUUCAUUUACACCAUUAGGAACAAUGAAGUCAAGGAGGCAGUAAGGAAAGUUUUAGAAAGAAAGACUCCAGGUCUCCCAAAUCUCAUGGCAUAA